UACAGCUACACUUGGAUAAAAAUACCAAACCAAUUUUCUUUAAGGCUAGACCAAUUCCAUAUGGUACAAGAAAAAAGGUUGAGGCUGAGAUUCAGAGGUUAGACGAAGCAAAAAUUUUAGAUCCAGUUGAUUAUUCAGAAUGAGGUAUACCGAUAGUAUCCGUAUACAAAAAAAUGGUACCAUCCGCAUCUGUGGAAAUUAUAAGCGAUGUAAAGAAAAGCUUAAUACAUUAGCAAUAUCUGUUAUGAACCAGUGGCCCGGAGUCCGUCUUUUAGUAACUGAAGGUUGGGACGAAGAAGGUUACCAUACACCAGAUUCGUUACAUUAUGAAGGAAGAGCAGUAGAUAUUACCACUUCAGAUCGUGAUAGAUCUAAAUACGGAAUGUUAGCGAGACUAGCAGUAGAAGCAGGAUUUGACUGGGUGUACUAUCAAAGUAGAGCUCACAUACAUUGUUCAGUAAAAUCAGGAUUGGCUCAUCAAAAGCCCGUAAUGUUAUACGUCAAACUGGACAAGUGCAUCGAAUUCCAACACCCAGAAGGAAUGUUAGAAACGAAAGCAACAUUAUAA
This is a messenger RNA of Anoplophora glabripennis (Asian longhorned beetle), 568 nucleotides long. Its product is annotated as sonic hedgehog protein-like. Gene Ontology annotation, molecular function: patched binding; calcium ion binding. Gene Ontology annotation, biological process: cell fate specification; multicellular organism development; smoothened signaling pathway. The transcript is spliced from 3 exons. The record is from RefSeq and is a predicted model, not a curated record. NCBI's taxonomy places the organism in Eukaryota, Metazoa, Arthropoda, Insecta, Coleoptera, Cerambycidae. Bases 140 to 568 code for a protein of 142 amino acids.